Molecule: messenger RNA, 1275 nt
Organism: Carcharodon carcharias (great white shark)
Lineage: Eukaryota; Metazoa; Chordata; Chondrichthyes; Lamniformes; Lamnidae
Product: sushi, von Willebrand factor type A, EGF and pentraxin domain-containing protein 1-like
Exons: 9
Coding region: 1-1275 (424 amino acids)
Source: RefSeq, a predicted model, not a curated record
AUGUCUUCCAAAAACGAGUGCCUGUCUUGUACAGGAGGGAAAUAUUGUAAAGGUCAAGGACUGAGUGAUGUGUCAGGAAACUGUUCUGCUGGGUUUUACUGCAUUUCUGGUGCUAGCAGUGCCUCCCCUAUGGAUGGUAUCACUGGUGGCCGCUGCCCACAGGGACAUUAUUGCCCAGCAGCCUCAAACCAGCCAUUGGCAUGUAAAAAUGGAACCUACAUGCUAUACAAGCAAGCUACUGCCUGUGACAUCUGUCCAUCGGGGCACUACUGUAUUCAUGGUGACACGAUUCAGAAAUGUCCUAAAGGUUAUUACUGUCCAGCUCAAACUAGUCUCAACUGGAAGAAAUGCCCCAAAGGUACAUAUAGUUCGAUUGUGGGACUGCAGGCUGUGUCUGAAUGUACUCCAUGUGAUGCCGGUUACUUCUGCAGUGAAGCAGGAGUGGAUCGGGUGACUGGACCCUGUGCACCUGGAUAUUACUGUGAGAGUGGAGUGGACACUCCCGCACCAGAGUCCAACAACACAGGCAAAGGAGGGCCCUGUUUAGCAGGAACUUUCUGCCCAUCUGGGAGCUCAAGGCCAAUUGGAUGUCCUGCUGGUAGCUAUAGCAACAGAAGUCAUCAGUCAGAGUGUGAUCUUUGUAGACCUGGAUUUUAUUGCACACCAUACUCCACCUCAUUUCUCCUGACACCUUGCUGGUCAGGUUAUUACUGCCCUAGUGGUACUAUGGAUCCUAACCAAUACCCGUGCCCAGUUGGGACCUAUAACAACAGAACAAUGGCUCAGAGUGUCUUGGACUGCCUUUCUUGUCCAGCUGGUCAGUAUUGUGACAGUAAAGGUCUAAAUGCUCCUUCUGGCCCCUGCACCCCAGGGUUUUAUUGUCCAGGUACUGUAUGCAGCAACCAACUUCACCUUGGUGCCAACAUAUCGGAUUAUCUUGAGACCCAUGCAAACAGCCUUGACCAUUGCCAGAAUUUUACAAGGAAUGUUUGUCCUCCAGGGUUCUACUGUCCUGAAGGUUCUUCCCAGCCGGCCCCAUGCGAUCUUGGCCAAUACUGUGAGCAGUCUGGUCUGUCAAGCCCAACUGGACCAUGUGCUGCUGGGUUUCUGUGUGAGGGCAAGGCAACUGUCAUCAACCCAAAACCCUGUCCUGCCGGACAUUACUGCCCAGAGGGAACAAGCACAAUCAUUCAUUCUUACCAGUGGUUCUUAGUAACAGUCUUUGAUGAUGAUUAUGAAAGGAGGUUACUGUUUAAGCUGGCUUUUAAACUCUAG